UAUAACUUGAUUUAUUUGAUAACAGACGUAAUAAUAUAUACAUUUAAAUAAUCAAUACAUCAAUGUCCAUUGAACACUUAACGAAAUUCUGUUCUCUUUGACAUUUAGAACACAUGCCUUUACUAUAAAUAGGUUUUGACAGCAAUAGAGUGUGACUGUUGCAAUUAGCCGGUAAGCCGGAACAAAUAAUCAGACCAAUUUAAAUAAUACACGAACAGUAUCUAUUAUUUACAGCACUUGUUCUUUUAUUUUUUUUUCAUUUUUUUUUUUUUUUAGUUAUUUUUUCAAAAUAUUUGAGUUAUCGAUUUAUAAUCAGUUUCAAAUUAAACUGUCAUAAAUAUAAUAGGUAUUUAUGGCGAAAAUCAAUAAGAAACUCCAAGAGACGGUAAGACCGUACAAAAGACCAAAUUUACCGAAGGCCGCCGUCAACAUUUUAACUCGUUGGCUUGAAGAAAAUUGCACCAACCCCUAUCCAUCUGAGUCUACUAAAAAAAUAUUGAUGGAAGUCACCAACCUAACAAAAAACCAAAUUUACAACUGGUUCAUAAAUAGUCGUCGCAGGAUCCUUCCAAACAUAUUAAAAGAAAAAAAUGUGGACAAAAGUCUUAUUUUACUGAAAAUUAAAAAGUUCACGUGUUUCAAUAGCAACAGUUUCGCUAACCAUUUUGAAAAGACAACUAAAUGCACAGAAAAUAAAGAACUAUCUUACGCGAAAAGGAACAUUGAGCUCAAAAACGAAAAUUACAAUUUGCAAUUACUCGCCGAGGUCGCAACACAAUUGCCACGGAUUAAAUGCACAUAAAAAAUAAAAAUAAAAUUGCAUAGAAUAUUGUAAUAUAUCAAUGCAUUUCGCGUCCAUCUUAAAUAUACUACGUUCAAGUGAGUCUAGUCAGUAGGUUUAUAUUAGAGCUCUUAAAACACGUGUCGUGGAAUUCACGUGUACACGUGAAAUACAUGUUUAUCCA
Molecule: messenger RNA, 965 nt
Organism: Sipha flava (yellow sugarcane aphid)
Lineage: Eukaryota; Metazoa; Arthropoda; Insecta; Hemiptera; Aphididae
Product: homeobox protein TGIF2LX-like
Exons: 3
Coding region: 353-802 (149 amino acids)
Biological process (GO): regulation of transcription by RNA polymerase II
Molecular function (GO): RNA polymerase II cis-regulatory region sequence-specific DNA binding; DNA-binding transcription factor activity, RNA polymerase II-specific
Source: RefSeq, a predicted model, not a curated record